This is a messenger RNA of Strongylus vulgaris, 366 nucleotides long. Lineage: Eukaryota; Metazoa; Nematoda; Chromadorea; Rhabditida; Strongylidae. The record is from the annotation of a GenBank genome assembly.
AUGAUCGGUUGUGCAUAUGGUAUGAAUCUUGGGUAUCCCAUCAAUCCAGCGAGAGACUUGGGUCCAAGAUUAUUAGCUUACUUUAUAUACGGCAGUGAAGUCUUCACCUACCACAAUUACUACUUCUGGAUACCAAUCAUUGCACCACUAAUCGGAGGAGUAUUUGGCGCAUGGUUAUACCAUAUUUUUGUUGGAGCACACUUGCCAGAUGAUGAUGAUGAAAUUCUAAGUGAUACUUCCGAAGAGGAGCAGUCUGACAACGAAAAUCGGCGAAAAGCUGGUGGACAUAAAAAAGACGAACCUUCUAGCCCUAGAGACUCUGGUGCAUCCUCCUCAAGAUCAAGCAAAAGAAGAGUAGCUACUUAA